Messenger RNA from Nymphaea colorata (pocket water lily), 1045 nucleotides. RefSeq lists its product as uncharacterized. The coding region runs from base 123 to 623 and encodes 166 amino acids. Gene Ontology annotation, cellular component: membrane. Gene Ontology annotation, biological process: protein targeting. The record is from RefSeq and is a predicted model, not a curated record. The transcript is spliced from 5 exons. NCBI's taxonomy places the organism in Eukaryota, Viridiplantae, Streptophyta, Magnoliopsida, Nymphaeales, Nymphaeaceae.
UUAUUGGAACUAGAAAAAAAGUUUGGUCCCUCGUUGGAUUUCAGCGGUGGAGUGAGCCCAAGUUUCCAUCAGAAACCCUUUCUUGUGUUUGUGGAACUCUAAUUCCUAAUACCUCUAUCCUCAUGAGCAGUCCACCGUGCACAGUACCAACACUGAAGAUGUCCUCCGUCGUACCCAUCUGCCGUCCUGUUCUUCUUAGGCGAAGGAGGCCCCUUCGCGUUCUACAGAAUAGCGUCUCUGGAACCAAAUUCUUGGAUACUCGCCGGCUUCCUUAUAGAUGGGAAUAUAUCAGUAAAUAUGAAUCCUUUAGUCCUCGAGGCCUGAAACGAGCAGCAUCAGUGACUAACCGGCAGACCCAUUACACCUUUGAAGACGACGAAUCUGAGUUCGAACCAUUUUGGUCUUUCCUAAUCAAGGAAACAUAUCGGUAUUUGAGAUCGCUGCUUCAAUUUCUGGUAGACCAGCCUGGUGAAUUAAGAUACUUAGAAUGGCCAUCGUUUAAGAGCACGCUGAAGACUGCAAUCCUUACACUUGUGCUUGUUGCCCUGCUCAUCGUAGCACUGUCAUCAAUCGAUGCUGCUCUGUGGUAUUUGUUGGCGUUGAUCCUCCGAAGGGCUGCUUGAUUUGCUACUGACUUCGUGCCAAGGCUAAUUUUGGUUUCUUUGACAUAACAUGAUACCACCAUACCCAGCUUCAUCUGCUGCGGCUACAGGCUGAUACUCUCUUGAGUUCCAGAUAAGGUUAAAGUAAUCUUCUAAAAUAGUUAUUACUGAUGGUCAGGACCUUGGUUUCCAGUUUCAGAAAUUGUCAACUCAUGUGCCAAAUCGAGAGUCCAGCUUCGUCCAGUUUGCAGUGAUUAUAGUUAACAGUGUGGGCGGUGAUGUAGAUCUGAGCAUUUGAUCGAGCCAAUGUAUAAAGCUCAUGUGUGUACCAUCUUCAGACUACACGCAGCACGCUGCUAGAUCUCUUCAGGUUUUUUUACUUACCCUUGUCGAAUGGGUGCUGACCAAAAACUUGGCAGAUCAAUGACAGAAAUUUGGAUGCA